UCACUCACGUCACUUCACUUUUAUCACAUUACUGCGUUUCCGUUCCGACGUCUUUCUUGAAUAGACGUUGGUGUAGGCCAAUGUUAUGAACUAUUGUUUUUACUAUUUUUGUGAUUAAAUAUUGUGGAGUGCAAACUGAUUAGACAGUGGAACUAAUAUGUGAUGUGAUAAGUGACUAACAACAGUUUCAAACAGUGUAAUAAUACCCGAUGGGUGACUAUUUUUGUAGUGCCUGCUACAGAAUCUUGGAUUGAAAUCAGUAAACAUCAUGCUUUGUUGCGGACAGAAAUGUGGUUAUAAAAUUCUAGACUAUAUCGGAAUGUAGUACUACGCUUCUAAGUACUAAAUAUUAACUAUGACGUCGUCGAACGGUCACGGUUUGUGUCCAUCCUUAGGCAUGUGUUCACAAAACGUGAUGGCCUUGGGCCACGAAUCACAGGACUUCGGCGUCGCGGCGGCCGUGCCCGGCCUGGCCGGCUACGAGGUGAGUCCCAUGCACUGCGGAGACUCGACAGACUCUCGAUCCCCGGAAAUUCUUCACCCCAAGGCGAGCGACCGCGAGUCGCGCAUCAUAGCAGAGAAACAACGCAGAAGUCAAUACAACGGCUUGAUAACGCAGAUGAUGUCGCUCAUCUCUGACGUGGUGCACUCGCAGCGCAAGGUGGACAAGACCAGCGUGCUGCGCCUCGCCGCCAACAAGCUGCGCAACGAGCAUGUGUUCGGAGACACCAUCAAGUGCUGCCACCUCGAGACCUGGUCGCCCUCCGUCAUGAAGUUCUUCGACCUGUUCGGCGGCUUCAUGAUCACCGUCACGUGCCGCGGACGCAUCUUCAAUGUGUCCCCCAACGUGCAGGAGAAGCUUGGCUACUGCCAUGUGGACCUGCUCGGCCAAGACAUCUACAACUAUGUACAUCCUGAAGAUAAAGACAUUCUCAGGCAGCACAUUUACCCACCUGAGUUGACCGCAGCCAACUAUGAUAGUCGAAUGUUUGAACAACAUCAUGACUUUAAUAUUAGGUUUGUGCGAGCCGGUGCCAGGUCCGACCCACCUCGCUAUGAGCGCUGCAGGGUUGAUGGAACAAUACGGCGCUCAGACCGGGCCACCUCUGAUGGCGUUGAAGAUGAAAUGGUCAUCAGAAGGCAAAGAGUUCGCCAUAACCGGACAUUUUCAUCAAGUGGGAAUGACUAUGUAUUUAUUGGCAUGGUGCAUAUUAUGUCCAACCAGCUGCCUGCUCACCGAAUGAUGCCACCUACUGCAUACACAGAGUACUGGACACGGCACCUGAUUGAUGGGAGAAUUGUCCAAUGUGAUCAAAGUAUAUCACUGGUGGCUGGUUACAUGACUGAUGAAGUGACCGGAACCUCUGCAUUCUUCUUCAUGCACAAGGACGAUGUUCGCUGGGUGAUCUGUGUCUUGCGUCAAAUGUAUGAUCAAAGCAGGGAGUUUGGAGAAUCAUAUUACAGGCUGAUGUCUCGCUCUGGUCAUUUCAUAUACAUGAGGUCCCGGGGUUUCUUGGAAAUAGACAAAAUUACUAAACAAGUCCAAAGCUUUGUAUGCGUCAACAGUGUAAUUGGAGAGGAUUACGGACGGAAGAUGAUGGAGGACAUGAAACGUAAGUACUCUGUCCUGGUAGACAUGGAUCCGCAGAGGAAGGAUGAUUCAGUUGUGGUGGACGAAGUACAAGUGGAGCACCCUAAGCGCCUGGAGCGCAUUGUGAUGCACCUUGUGGAGCCCGCUGUCAACGAGACCACUGAGGAACUGAAGCUGGUGGCACCGUCUAAAGAGAACAUCAUCUCCGCCAUUCAAAACAGCGAGAGGAUAGUCCACGAGACGGGUGUGAGGUUUGACAGCCGCAAACGAAAGAUAGAAGAGGUAGACUGUGAUACUGAUGAGGAAUACUAUAAGCGACAAAACAGACUUGCCAAAUAGGUGUGUAUGUAAUUUUUUUUAUUUGAGGUACAUUAGGUAUGGGCCAUUAUUUUGUUCCUAAAUUUUUAAUAUUGACUGUUUAAUUCAAACCUAUACAAAUACUUAUAGGUAUAAAUAAAUGUAAAUAACUUAGGUAAAUAUAUAGUGAUUUAUUUGAUAAAAUCAUCAUCAGACUUUGUUAAUAGUGGUACUGUCACACAGUUAGUUUUUGUAAAAAUUGUAUACCUUUUUAUAUGCCAUAGUAAAUAGUAAUACAUAUUUUGCAUACAGGUCUCUUGGUACAUAUUAAGCAAGAAAGCAAAAUAUACUCUUAAAGGGUUGUACAAAUUUUGCACUGGUAUUAGAAAUAGUGGGCCUAAAGUACAAAACUAUUAUUGAAUAUUUUUCAGGCUUCAUUUUGUGAGGUAUAAAAACAAUUUAUCAAUAUCAAAGAUAAUAAUAAAUUACACAUUUGUUUUAUACAUUUAUUUCAUUUCACAUACUAUCAUGACAAAUUAUUUCAUUGGGGUAGGUCCUAACCACCUACCUGCCUAAACAAAUAUCUAUAAUUGUAUAAUUAUAUAUCUAAUAACUAUAAUAAUAACCUUAUUCUUAUUACAAACGCAUACAUCUGUAUUUACAUCCAGCAAAUCAUAUUAAACUAGUACUGUGUGUACUUGUAAUUCCUAUGGGGUUCUUUUAAAUAAAUUAAGUACUUCGAAUCAAUAUUCUGCAAAGGCAGUUAAGUCGAUAACCAAAUCUUUGCUAUACCAUCAUAAAUAUAAUAUAUACUAAUAACUGUAUUUAUAAAUUUGACUGAGAGUGUUUGACUGGAAUAGUUCUGGAUGGCACUAAUAUUUAAGUAUUGUAGAUACACAUUUUCUCAACUAAACUACAAAGUCUUCAACACCAAACGUAAUAAUUAUUUAAUGAUACUACCUAAUUGCGAAAGUAAAAAAAUAUACAUACAUACAUUGUGUUGCAGACUCUAGCGAUUGAUUGUUGUAUUUCUCUUUCUUAAUAUAUAUAGAUUUUGGCAUCAUAAUUAUAUGUAAAGUAUGUAUUAAAAUCACAUAUCUAUGUGCCAAGUAUCUAUCAGCUAAUUUACCAUAUGAAAUCUGAACUAAAUAUUAUAUUAUUAUUAUUAUACUACACUGGAAAUGGAAUCAACUUUUAAAUUUAUCUUACUCUAAUACAUAUAGGUAAUUAGGAUGUAGGAUAGGUGUAAUACUUGUUGAUAAGUAUAUGUGUAUGAAAUCAAUGAUGGUGAGUUUUAUAGUUAGCUAGGUAAAGCGUUAUAAUGAUUUAAAAUUAUUGAAUAUUUCUGCAAAAAGGUUUGUGUUCAAAAUUAAAAAAUCUUUUGUUAUAUUAGUUUUAAAAUGUGCAAUAAAUCUUUUUAAAUUGUAUAAUUUACUUAAUUAAAAUAUUGAUCUGAUUUGGCUUAGUAACAAAUUAUAUAUUGUGUUGGAAUAUUUUAGUCUAUCAAGACUGUUCUGAGGUUGUUUUGAAAUGAAUGGCGAUUCAGAAAGUUAAAAAUUUUAGAGUCUGUACUGUAACAGAGCGAAAAAAUAUCCACGGAAUUUACUAAUUACUUUCAAAUAAGAAACAUAUUCCAUUGCUUAAAGUGUAAAAUAGUACAGUAGGUAUAAGGCAGAGAAAUCUGACCCCUCUCAGAUGCAUUGUUACUAUGAGAGGGGGGUCAGGUUUCUCGGCACAUGACCGUACGUGAAUAACGCAGUGCAGACUUCUGUAUUUAAGUCUUAGUAAAUGCUAAUAAUUCUUAUUUUAUUGUAACUAGCAAAAUUCCACGGGCAUAAAUUUCCGCUCUAUCAGAGAACUGACCCCUAGGAGCUAGGACUUUAAUCAAGCGAAAUAUUAUACAAAAUUGUGCCAAUUAGAUAGGGAACAUGUUUGAGACGAAAAUAAAACAUAAUAAAGUACUUAUAUGUACACAUUUACUUGAAACCACACUUCAUCUUAUUAAAAGUAUAGUCUUGCCAAUGUAAUUUAACAACAUCAAAAAAUACGGAUAAAAUUUUGUUAUUAAUUUUAUUCUGAUUGAUUAUUCGAAGCUGAUCUCAAUUUGCAUGUAGUAAGCUAGGUAGCUAAGUACCUACCUAAGUAACUCCCAUAUACCUAGAAGUUUUUCGUAUGUUGUGUUACUGUUAAAAAAUAGUUAGCGCACAUCAAAAUGAAUAUGCAUAUAUUGUAAAUAAUGUAUAUGUGUAUCAUGAUAUGUAUACUAAAAUAUAUACUAUACUAGUGA
This is a messenger RNA of Plutella xylostella (diamondback moth), 4175 nucleotides long. It is a transcript of the gene MET1, whose product is annotated as methoprene-tolerant protein 1. The record is from RefSeq and is a predicted model, not a curated record. Gene Ontology annotation, biological process: regulation of DNA-templated transcription. NCBI's taxonomy places the organism in Eukaryota, Metazoa, Arthropoda, Insecta, Lepidoptera, Plutellidae. Gene Ontology annotation, cellular component: cytoplasm; nucleus; transcription regulator complex. Gene Ontology annotation, molecular function: protein dimerization activity; DNA-binding transcription factor activity.